Tribolium madens (black flour beetle) is the source of this 4463-nucleotide messenger RNA. RefSeq names its product receptor-type tyrosine-protein phosphatase alpha-like. Bases 20 to 3898 code for a protein of 1292 amino acids. The record is from RefSeq and is a predicted model, not a curated record. Gene Ontology annotation, biological process: protein dephosphorylation. The transcript has 19 exons. Gene Ontology annotation, molecular function: protein tyrosine phosphatase activity. Lineage: Eukaryota; Metazoa; Arthropoda; Insecta; Coleoptera; Tenebrionidae.
UUCACAAAAAAGUAAGAAGAUGUGGGUACAUGGGUGGUUAUAUUUGUAUUUAAAUAUUUUUUCUGCGCUGAUUUCGGCGGAAGUGAUCACAUUAAUCAAUGGAGACAAUAUUACAUGCGUACUUACAGAAGAAGAUGUUUAUUCUGCUCUCUACAUCUGGCCAGUGGAAUCAGAUAUAACAAUAAAAAGAGAUCAAACUGCUGAAUUAAACGACUGGGAUGUCGAUGAUUGGACUAAUUAUAAUUCUACAGAAUUAGAUUACCCACCUAUUUCCGAUAUUGGAUGGAACAGUUUCAAAAUUCCUAGUAAUUUACCCUUACGUUUGAAUAACACUUUCUUCUUUUGCCAUAAGGAUCCAGUGAACGUUACUAUACAAAGCAAGAAUUUUGAAAAAAAUGGCGGCUUGAAUCUUUCUCACUACAAAACAAAUAACAAUUUUUGUGAGUGGUACUACUUAGCAAUCAAUAUUAGCAAAAAUAGUUCUUUUGUUAAGCCCAUAUCAGGUCAGGAUUUGGAGAGGACGGAAAUAAACGAAAUAAACUUUGAAGCGAAGUGGAUUUUGUUCUCUAGUGAUACCUAUGUUAAAAUCAACAAAUAUGCUAUCAAAUAUUCCAAUAAUAUUACAACAGAAAAAAAAUCUUCCAUUAAAUUGCCACAGUCUUCAAAUCGGUGCAUUUCUCUCUUUGUGUCAGUAGACGAAGACUGUUACUUAAAUAUAACAUUAAAUUCUAAUAUAACACAAAUUAAAGGGUUUAACAAAAAAGAUAUGAAAUACUGGAAGCAAAUCGAAAUCACGUCAGACAAGGUAAAGUCAUCAGGAAUGUUGUCAUUCCAUCGAGGACGAUACGAUAAUAAGACAACUGGCUAUUGGGCAGUUAGUAACAUCAAAACCUGCCGACCAAAACCUGAGGUCGUCAAAACGACAAUAACUUCACAGAAUAGAACAAAUGGAAAUGACAGAUACCUUUGCAAGACCUUAAAUCCCAGUAAAUCCCCCAAAUUUUGUGACCAAGAAGGUCUGAUUGGAAGUAGCUGUGCUGUAAAUUGCUCGGAAGCAUUAGGAGAUUUUUACAAGUCUUGUCAAAAUCAUAAAAUUUGCCUAGAAGAUGGGACUUGUUCAUGUGCUUUGGGAUACAAAGGACCAUCUUGCAAUAAAACUUGUGAAGGAAAUGAAUGGGGAUUGAACUGUAGCAAAAAUUGCAACGCGAUCAAUUGUAAAACAUGUGACAUAAACGGUUGCACAAAAUGCCAAUCAAGGUAUUUGUAUAACAACAAUAACUGUAUUGAAAAACUACCUGUUGUUUUCGAGGCACCUCGACUGUUAUCUAUACGAGAAAAUUCAUUAAAAAUCUCUUUGAAUCUCACGUACAAUAAGAAAAACGAAGCAACACCUCAAUUUUAUCAAAUUCAGUAUAAACAAACCAACGAAAAUUACUUCAAAACCAAACCAAAAUCGUUCUUUGACAAUAUUGAAGAAAGUUACGUAAUUGAAGAUGUGGACACAACAAGAUGGGAAUACCAAAUUAGAGUCAUAUUGCUGACAAAAAAUAAUCAGUCUUUUAUGGAAAAUAUUCCAGAAUUAAGAACCUUCAAAAAAAGUUUAAAUAUGAGUGCUAAUAAAGAUUUAACAUUAUUAUGGGACCCCUACAGGAAUAUGAUUGGUUAUGUAUUAAAAUAUGAGGGGACUCAAGGAUUUUGUUCUAAUUCUACCAAGAAGGACAAUUUUAUCGAAACAAACAAUACCUCAGCAACAAUAAGUAAUAUUACGAACUACUUAUUUAUAAAUGUAAAGUUAUUUGGAUUGGAAAAGGAGAGCAAUAAAACCCAAUUAUUAGAUGAAAUUACUUAUAAAAGGAGAGAUAGUUGUGGAAAUAAGACAUUAGAAGGAACAUCCGUAGUAACAGUGGUUGCGGUAACGGCUGUCCUCUUUGUUGUUGCUUUAGUUUUAGCACUUAUUUAUUAUAAUUAUAUACCGCUAAAAUUCUUCAGAAGACAAAACAGACAUAGAAAUAGAAGCAUGUUUUUUGUGGCCCGAAAAAAUAUAAAAUCUGAAUCUUUUGAACUCCACGAACUGACUCCGAUGAUCACUCAAAAUGCCGAGAAAGACUGUUCCAUAAGAAUUAACGAAUUUGAGGAUUACCUGUUCAAAAAUCUCGAAGACAAUCCUGAUGAUAACGAAAUAACACGACAAUAUCAGGCAAUAAGAGUGCCCCUGAAAGAGCAACUUUGCGCACGUAAAGCUGAAAAUGCCAGGAAAAAUCGCUACACCUCUAUCCUACCUUACGAUGAAACAAGAGUCAUUCUGAGAGAGAGUGAAGGUGGAAACGAUUACAUAAAUGCAAACUUCAUCGAUGGAUAUGAGACUCCUAAAGCGUUCAUUGCAGCCCAAGCACCCAUACCAAGCACUGUUGAAGACUUUUGGCAAAUGAUUUGCGAACAAAAUGUGUCAGUUGUAAUCAUGCUGACGGAGUUAAGAGAAAAUGGUCUGAUUAAAUGUGAGCAAUAUUGGCCAGAUUUCCAGUCGAGAUGCAGAUUUGGAAAAAUUUCUUUGGAAAAUAUAUCGACUAAAACUUACCCUCACUACAUUCGGCGUGAACUCAAAAUUCACUAUUGCAGUAAAAUCUAUUUUGUUCAGCAUUUACAGUAUGUGACAUGGCCCGAUCAUGGUGUUCCCCUGUGUCGUCAAAGUUUCACCAGCUUCCUUAAAGAAAUCACAGAAAUUCCACAAACCUCCCCAAUGGUGGUUCAUUGCAGUGCGGGAUGUGGCAGAACGGGUACUUUUAUUCUAUGUGACAUUGCUAUAAAAAUGGCUAAAAAGGAAAAUGAAGUCAACUUUUUCAAAUUAUUGAGACGCAUGAGGGAGCAAAGACCUUUGGUUGUCACAAAUGUGGAUCAAUACAUUUUUGCACAUUUCGUAAUUCUAGAUUAUUUUUGUGGAAAGGAUUUUUCUAUUCCCACUACGGCCAAUUUUAAAAAUGAAGUACAAAUUGCUAUUCAAGAAGAUGCUUUAAAUAAUCUCGCAGGUCAAGUAGAUAAAGCUUUGAAACAAUAUUUAAGAACAAAAUUUAAACUUAACUACCAGUUGACUGAUGACGAAAAAGCAAAAAAUCGCUUUUCUGAUAUCCUACCAGGACACUCCCAAAUUUUUCUAUCGGUGUCUUCGCAAAACUCUUCGAAUUACAUCAAUGCAGUCUCCGUAGAUUGUUAUCUCUAUCCGAAAAAAUUCAUAGUAACACAACAACCACUACCAAAUACACUUAAAGAUUUUUGGAGACUAAUUGUUGAGUAUGAGAUAAACACAAUUGUAUCUCUUAAUGAAAUAGAAGAGGACGAUAAAUGCCCCAGAUUUUGGCCAAAUAAAAGACAAGAUGUGCGGGUGUAUGACAAUCUAAAAAUCAGUCUUUUGGGAAAAACCACCCGACAAAACGUAUUCCAAGUGAUAAGAGUCAAAAUUACUGACAAUAACGACUCAGAGAAAAAAAUUGUUACUGUUAUCAACAUGAAAGGUUGGAAGCGCGAAACAUUGCAACCUGAUAGUUUAAAUAAAUUGAUUCUUGUUUGGAAGGAGAUGAUUUCAGACAGCGGGAAAAUUGUUGUUACAUGCUAUGAUGGUGCAACAGCAAGUGGACUAUUUACAGCAUUAGCUUACUUGCUUGAAAAAAUAAAUAUGGACCACAGGUGUGAUGUUUUUACCGCUGUCAAAACUGUCAAACAAAAUCGGGUGCAGUUUCUUCAAAAUCUUGUAAGAAAAUUGUGGGUAGCUAAGGUGAUAAAGGUGUAUUUUUCAGGAACAAAUAAAAUUUUUGUAUCAAGUCGCGCUGGAAUACGUCGAAGAAUUCAACACAUACGGAAAUUUUGUGGAUUAAUUGCGAGGAUCAGCAAUUUAGUUCUUGAUUAGUUGUUUUUUACCACUUAUUUAUUGGCCUACUUAUUGUUAUUUCUAAUGGCAAACUUUUCACUUUUGUGUCAAAUACCUAGACGUAUUUUUGAACUGUAAACUAUAAAAAAACCACAAAUAAUAUAAUAUACUAGAUAUUUAUGGUCUUGAAGUUGAAGAUUGAUCUAGUAACAGAAGAAUACAGAAAUAGGGUAACAGAAAAAAAACUCUCAGAAUUGUUAUUAUUAAGAAUGUUAUAACUCCAAAAUAUUGGUAGGUACAAGGUUUGAGGGUCACUGUAAUUAUUUAUUUGUUAAGACAAAAUUUCAUUAUUUUACGAAGGUUUGAUUUGUUUUUCUUGAUGUUUUUCCCAAAUUUGCGGUUAUGGAUGGCAAAUAUUAAAUAAUAAAUUGGAUGUCGUGAUUAUGAAACACAAGGUAAUGAUACCAAUGGCAAUUUUUGUAGAGGAAGCAGCAGUUCUCAAACAAAUAACAAAUAAAAUGAAGUAUUUUCUUUCAUAACGUGAAUUUUUAUGUUAUAUAGCGUAUUAGUUUUCUUCUACAGUGCAUAUCAUCUUUCUUAAAUU